GAGGGGCGGGGCUGGCGGCGGCGGCCAUGGCGGACGGGGCGGGUAGCAACGGGGACGCUGCGGGGCUGCCGGUGGGCAAGGAGGCAGUGGACCGGCUGAUCCGGGAGAACGGUCACAUCUUCACCGAGGCCCAGUGCAAGGUGUGCAGCGCCCUGCUCAUCUCCGAGUCCCAGCGGCUGGCACACUACCAGAGCAAGAAGCACGCCAACAAGGUGAGGCGGUACCUGUCCAUCCACGGGGGAGAGGAGCUCGCCCACGGGAAGAAGAUGAGGCUGGAUGCGAAGCAGGACAGCAAGCAGGAAGGCAGCAACGGGGAAGACAGAAACAAGUGUUGUCCCAUCUGCAACAUGACUUUUUCCUCUCCGGCCGUGGCAACAUCUCACUACUUGGGCAAGACUCAUGCCAAGAACAUGAAGCAGCAGUCCCCCAAAGUGGAAGAAGCAGUGCCCCCACAGAAACAUCCUGCUACCCUCCCCACCUCUACCGUGUCUUCUAACGAAGAGAACAAGGACAUUACGGACCCAGACAAGUUCUGUAGCCUCUGCCAUGCCACUUUCAACAACCCCCUUAUGGCAAAACAGCAUUAUGUAGGCAAGAAGCACAGAAAGCAGGAGACCAAACACAAGCUGAUGGCACACUAUGGCCGAACCCCUGAUGCACCGGCAUCGUCCUUCAUGGACUCGCUGGCGUCGGGUGAUGACGAUGAAGACAGUGAUGGGGACGGUCCCCACGGAGACCGAAAUGAGGAGCCCGCCUACAUGCACAGAGCUCCUUACUGGACUCACCCGCACCGGAUGGACAAGAAGUUGUAUGCGGUUCCCGCGGGGAACACGGUGAAGUUUCGCUGCCCGGCUUCGGGCAGCCCCAGCCCCAGCAUCCGCUGGUUCAAGAACGGGCGCGAGUUCCGGGGGGAGCACCGCAUCGGGGGCAUCCGGCUCCGGCACCAGCACUGGAGCCUGGUGAUGGAGAGCGUGGUGCCUUCUGACCGCGGCAACUACACCUGCCUGGUGGAGAACAGGUUUGGCAGCAUCCGCUACAGCUACCUCCUGGACGUGCUGGAGAGGUCCCCCCACAGGCCCAUCUUGCAGGCUGGGCUGCCCGCCAACACCACGGCCCUGGUGGGCAGCGACGUGGAAUUCUUCUGCAAGGUCUACAGCGAUGCCCAGCCCCACAUCCAGUGGCUGAAGCACAUCGAGGUGAACGGCAGCAGCUACGGCCCCGACGGGGUCCCCUAUGUGCAAGUGCUCAAGACUGCAGACAUCAACAGCUCCGAGGUGGAGGUGCUGUACCUGCGCAAUGUCUCCCUGGAGGAUGCUGGCGAGUACACCUGCCUGGCGGGGAACUCCAUCGGCCUCUCCUACCAGUCCGCCUGGCUCACCGUGCUGCCGGAAGAGGAGCUGGUGCGGGAAGCCGAAGCCCCCGAGGCCAAGUACACGGACAUCAUCAUCUACACCUCGGGCUCGCUGGCCGUGGCCAUGGCCGUCAUCAUCGUGGUGCUGUGCCGCAUGCAGACUCAAUCGAGCAAGCAGCCCCUGGAGCCCAUGGCAGUCCACAAGCUCUCCAAAUUCCCGCUCAUCCGACAGUUCUCCCUGGACUCCAGCUCCUCCGGGAAGUCCAGCACAUCCCUCAUGCGCGUCACUCGUCUCUCCUCCAGCUGCGCCCCGAUGCUGGCUGGGGUCAUGGAGCUGGACCUGCCCCUCGAUGCCAAGUGGGAGUUCCCCCGAGACAAGCUGGUGCUGGGCAAACCCCUGGGGGAAGGCUGCUUUGGCCAGGUGGUGCGGGCAGAGGCUUACGGCAUCGACAGAGACCAGCCCGACAGAGCCAUCACCGUGGCUGUCAAAAUGCUGAAAGACAAUGCCACCGACAAGGACCUGGCUGACCUCAUAUCCGAGAUGGAGAUGAUGAAGCUCAUGGACAAACACAAAAACAUCAUCAACCUCCUGGGAGUCUGCACGCAGGACGGGCCAUUGUACGUGAUUGUGGAGUUUGCUGCCAAGGGCAACCUGCGCGAGUACCUCCGUGCCCGCCGCCCCCCGACACCCGACUACGCAUUCGACGUCACGGCGAUGCCCGAGGAGCAGCUCUCCUUCAAGGACCUGGUCUCCUGCGUCUACCAGGUGGCCCGUGGCAUGGAGUACCUGGAGUCCAAACGGUGCAUCCACCGUGACCUGGCUGCCCGCAACGUGCUGGUCACGGCAGAGAGCGUGAUGAAGAUCGCCGACUUCGGCUUGGCCAGGGACGUCCACGACAUCGACUACUACAAGAAAACCAGCAACGGCCGCCUGCCAGUGAAGUGGAUGGCACCUGAGGCCCUUUUUGACCGUGUCUACACCCACCAGAGCGAUGUGUGGUCCUUUGGGAUCCUGAUGUGGGAGAUCUUCACGUUGGGGGGCUCCCCCUACCCCGGCAUCCCCGUCGAGGAGCUCUUCAAGCUGCUGAAGGAGGGGCACCGCAUGGACCGGCCGUCCAACUGCACCCACGAGCUGUACAUGCUGAUGCGGGAGUGCUGGCACGCUGUGCCCUCCCAGCGUCCCACCUUCAAGCAGCUGGUGGAGGGGCUGGACAAGAUCCUGGCAGCCGUGUCGGAGGAGUACUUGGACCUUUCCAUGCCCUUCGAGCAGUACUCGCCCUCCUGUGAGGACACCGCCAGCUCCUGCUCCUCCGACGACUCCGUCUUCACCCACGACCCGCUGCCGCUGGCUCCUCGCCUCUUCUACCCCAGCGUGAGGACUUAAGGGCAGGCAGGGAAGGGUGAUGCCGAGGCCGCCUCCGCUCUCGUGGGAAGCGGGUCCGGGCUCUCGCAGGUUCCCUGCUUUGCCCGGUGGGAGCGGUGGGCGGGCAGUGCCCGGAGCCGCAGCGCUGGGGCAGGGUGUCCCUCUCUCUGGGCUUCAUUCUGUCACCAAGCUUUCAGUCCUGGCUGAGACCUGCCCGGCAUUGCAGGGUGGCGGGAGCUAGAGCCCCUCGGGGGCGGGCACUGCCCAGGAUGCCCGUGGCAUCGCCCAGGGAGCCAGGCUUCAGCCAGAGCUUCGGUGGAAGUGCCUCUGGGCGGGAGCCCCGCUACCUGCCGGGCUCCCGCUGCCUCUGUACAUAGAGAUGAAUAUUUAUGUACGUGAAAUA
Messenger RNA from Chroicocephalus ridibundus (black-headed gull), 3117 nucleotides. It is a transcript of the gene FGFR4, whose product is annotated as fibroblast growth factor receptor 4. Gene Ontology annotation, molecular function: fibroblast growth factor receptor activity; ATP binding; nucleic acid binding. Bases 27 to 2735 code for a protein of 902 amino acids. Gene Ontology annotation, biological process: regulation of bile acid biosynthetic process; positive regulation of ERK1 and ERK2 cascade; positive regulation of cell population proliferation. The transcript is spliced from 20 exons. The record is from RefSeq and is a predicted model, not a curated record. Lineage: Eukaryota; Metazoa; Chordata; Aves; Charadriiformes; Laridae. Gene Ontology annotation, cellular component: plasma membrane; signaling receptor complex.